AUGUCCGCCACCGUGGAAGGAUUAACAGAAGACACUGGAGCAAUACCAACAAGAAAAGUAAACAUUUCCUUGAGAAUAUCAAAGGAUUUUGAUUCCUCUUUUGAAAACCUGAACUCCAGCCUAUCUAAAAAGUUAAUCAGAACUUUAAUACACAAGCUUAAAAUUCUCUGCAACAGCGCUGAUCCACAAAAUUUUAAGGAUGCAGAAGUCAUCGGCUUAAGGAGAGGAAGUGUUAUUGCAGAUUGUGUUGCUGAAUACACCUACCCUAACAAUGAAGGACAAAUUACAUUCCUCAACACAAACUUGGAGCCCACACUUCAACGCAUUUUUAACAACAGUGACAAUCUAAAACAUCUUACCCAAGACCUUGGAGGCACUGCUGUUGAGGUGACCAAGAUCAGUUUACAGCCUACACUCAUAAAAAACAUAGAAGAUUUAAAACCGUUCCUGGCCUGUACUCUGGAUUUUGCAAAUUACACUAUGGAGGUUAUUUCUGGAAGCUGGCAGUGUCUGGGACUUUGCAGGAAGGACCCCAACUACUGCCAUCAACAUGGAGACUGCUUCAAUGUAAAGACUGGACCCAUAUGCAAGUGCUUUGGGUCAGAUCUGGAGCAGUAUUACGGUGAGCAGUGCCAGCUAUACCGAAGGGCUGCAGGAUUCUAUGGCGUGCUCUUUGGUGUGCUCAUAGCUGGUCUGCUCUUUCUCCUCAUCCUCAUUUCAGUUGUUGUUAUUUUUUGUAAGAGAAGAUAUGAACAGAGGUGA
Scleropages formosus (Asian bonytongue) is the source of this 762-nucleotide messenger RNA. RefSeq names its product interphotoreceptor matrix proteoglycan 2. NCBI's taxonomy places the organism in Eukaryota, Metazoa, Chordata, Actinopteri, Osteoglossiformes, Osteoglossidae. The transcript has 6 exons. The record is from RefSeq and is a predicted model, not a curated record. The coding region runs from base 1 to 762 and encodes 253 amino acids.